AUGGCUUCUGUCGCAGUGGGCCUCGACCGCACUAGGCUCUUGAAGCCGCUUAUUGUAUUGGCUGGGUGGACCUUUGUGCAGGAGGCCUGGAUGUACGCCACACGUCUUCCCGCCAUCUCCAAGUAUGGUGUCAAACCUGAUCAGGAGACCAUCAGCGAGGAGAUGAAGACAAAGAUCCCCGUUGAGGUCCGCCGCAUUGCCGACAACUUCAACCAUCUGCACGAGCAGCCAACCGUAUUCUACUCUGUUGCAAUUGCUCUCACACUCCUGGGCGACAACCACGAGUACACAUACCUCGCUGCGUGGGGCUACACAGGACUGAGAAUCGUGCACUCUCUUUUCCAGAGCUUGGUCAACAAAGUGUUCACGAGGUUCUAUAUUUUCGUCACCAGUUCGUUCGUUCUUGCCGGUCUGACUGGCCGUGCUGCGACACUGCUUUUCUGA
This is a messenger RNA of Boeremia exigua, 444 nucleotides long. RefSeq names its product membrane-associated, eicosanoid/glutathione metabolism protein. Gene Ontology annotation, cellular component: membrane. Lineage: Eukaryota; Fungi; Ascomycota; Dothideomycetes; Pleosporales; Didymellaceae. The record is from RefSeq and is a predicted model, not a curated record. The coding region runs from base 1 to 444 and encodes 147 amino acids. The transcript has 2 exons.